Adelges cooleyi (spruce gall adelgid) is the source of this 1710-nucleotide messenger RNA. RefSeq names its product alpha-1,3/1,6-mannosyltransferase ALG2 (gene Alg2). Gene Ontology annotation, molecular function: alpha-1,3-mannosyltransferase activity; GDP-Man:Man(1)GlcNAc(2)-PP-Dol alpha-1,3-mannosyltransferase activity. Lineage: Eukaryota; Metazoa; Arthropoda; Insecta; Hemiptera; Adelgidae. The record is from RefSeq and is a predicted model, not a curated record. The transcript has a single exon. The coding region runs from base 243 to 1436 and encodes 397 amino acids.
AAUGGUAAAUUUUGAAUUUUGAUAGAAACCUGUUAUCCUUUAAAUUAUUCUGUUAAAUUUAUCGUAAUAAAUUAAAGUAAUUAUUAUUAUUGUGUGCAGUCUGUAAUUUAUGUUAAAUAAAAGUAUAUGCCUAAGCAAUUUGUAUAUAACUGUAUUGUUCAGUACAUACUUUUUAUUUUAUCAUCUACCUAGUAAAUUGUUCAUCAGUUGUUUACACCUAAUAUUGUGAUUGAUUCUCUUCAAUGAAAUUGAACGUGGUAUUUUUGCACCCAGAUUUGGGUAUUGGUGGUGCCGAACGGUUAGUUGUAGACACAGCAUUAGCAAUGAAAAAUACAGGACAUGACGUACAAUUCAUUACAAACCAUCAUAGUCCUUCCCAUUGUUUUGAAGAAACUAAAAACGGUAUGCUGUCAGUUACAGUUGUAGGCGACUGGUUACCAAGAACAUUGUUGGGAAAGUGUUACGCAUUGUGUAGUUAUUUACGAAUGAUUUAUGCGGCAUUAUAUCUUGCAUUCUUCAGUCGCAUCCAGCCUGAUGUUGUGUUUGUCGAUCAGGUAUCAGUUUGUGUACCAAUUCUACAUUGGAUUCCGUGUAAAGUAAUAUUUUAUUGUCAUUAUCCUGAUCAGUUAUUGACCUCCCAUGAUAACAUUGUGAAAAGAUUCUAUAGGUUACCAUUGGACUGGUUAGAAGAACAAACUACAGCAUGUGCUGAUGUAAUUUUAGUUAACAGUUAUUUUACUUUAAAUGUGUUUAAAAAAACAUUUAAAAGUGUAAAGAAAACACCUCAAGUUUUGUAUCCUUCUAUAAACACAGCAUUUUUUGAUAACUGUGAAACUAUAGACAUAAGUGACAUUGUAGAGCUAGAAAAAUAUCAAAUAGUUCUGUCUAUUAACAGAUUUGAAAGGAAAAAGAAUUUAGAAUUAGCUGUGAAGUGUAUGUCACAUUGCUCGUUUAGCAAAAAUGUAAAACUUGUAUUAGCGGGUGGUUAUGAUCCUUUAAAUUUGGAAAACAUGGAAUAUUACGAAGUACUAAAGAAACUUGUUCAAGAUUUGGAUCUCGUAGAUAGUGUAGUAUUUUUGAAAUCGCCAUCAGACAAACUGAAAAUAUCGCUUCUCAGAUAUUGCACAUGUUUGGUGUAUACUCCUUCUAAUGAGCAUUUUGGUAUCGUUCCAUUAGAAGCUAUGUACUGUAGUAAACCUGUCAUAGCUGUUAAUAGUGGAGGACCUACUGAAACGAUUAAAAACAAUCAUAACGGAUAUUUGUGUGAUGCUAAUCCUGAAGAAUUUGCAAAGGUUAUAAAACAAUUAGUGGAGGUACGAGAAAAUGCCGAGCAUUUUGGUAAACAAGGUAAAAAAAGAUUUGAUGAUAUGUUCUCAUUCCAAGCUUUUGAAUGUAAAGUAAAUGGAGUUCUAGAAAGUUUGUACAAAUCUCAAUAAGUGGCUUAUAUUGUUAAAUAUUUUUUAAUAAGUGUUAUAAUUUAUUUUAGAUUUUUUAUUGUAUUAAUAGACUAUAAUAGAAUCACUCUACGAUAGUAUACGAUAAAGUAAAAUUGUACUUUCAUUUAUAAUACUCAAACUGUUAUUACAUUAUUGGUUCUUAACAUUUUACAACUUUUUUUAUUUAUUGUCAUUCCACAAUAAAACACAUAAUGACAUAACAAUUUAUGUAUUUACUAUAAAUGUUUUGAACAAUAUAUUUAUUUAUCAAAAA